Molecule: messenger RNA, 3445 nt
Organism: Struthio camelus australis
Lineage: Eukaryota; Metazoa; Chordata; Aves; Struthioniformes; Struthionidae
Gene: ARSJ
Product: arylsulfatase family member J
Source: RefSeq, a predicted model, not a curated record
UGAGAGCAAAGAAAACAAUAGCCACAUAUACACAUAUGCAUUCCAGCUGUUUCUUACUCCCACAUUCUCCUUUGUCCUUCUUAUCCUCCCGUUUUGAACAGAUACACUGUCUCCGUGACAGAAAAGAUUAGUAGCAGAUAUGCUGAGAAUUUAACACUGUUUUGUGAAAAACAGGAAUUGGAGUGUGAAAAUACUCAUUACAAUUUAAUGAGUAUUUGUGGGGGUGACUUAAAGUUGUGCUUGAAAGUCAUUAAACAAUUUUUACUUUUUCCUGCACGAACUGCCCCUGGCAACCAGGGCCAGUAACCCCAAGGAAAUGCAGAUAAAGCUUUCUGUUUCUUUUCCCUCCUGGCUUGGCUGUGUAGUCAGCUUUUUUCUUCAAAACUAGCAAGUCGGAGACAAGUUUCCUGUGCCUUACUCCUGGGGUGACGGUCCCAUCAGCAAAGGAUGGGGAAGACGAAAGAUGGCAGAGCUGGUGCACAUCCUUGAGAUGCAAAAUUGGCCAGAGCAUAGAGCCGCACACAGCAAUCUCUUUCUGCCUUGAUUCUCCAGUUGUAGAGCAGCAGUGUCGAUGGCUCUGCUAGGGCUUCUCAACUACCCCAAGGAGCUUGCUGCAACUCCCUCUAAUUUUUGCUAUUAAUAAAUGUUUCUUUUUGUUAAUGUAACUCUGAUUGGCAUUCCCAGGUGCUGGAUGAUAAAAAUAUGUUUGCAGUCUGAGUGAUAUAGAGGUGAAAGGAGAUUAUUCAGAAAACCGAAUGUCAAGGCUUGCACAAGAUGAGAAUUUCCAAAUGAUCCUGAGGUUGAGUUAAUGCAUCACAUGCCAAAUAACGUUCAAUUAAACAGGGAUACCUCGACUCCUGCAGUCUUUGGAAAAAGGUACCAGAUACACACAGGACUUCAGCAUUCAAUUAUAAGGCCUACCCAGCCCAACUGUUUACCUCUGGAUAAUGUGACACUACCUCAGAAGCUGAAGGAGGUUGGUUAUUCAACACACAUGGUUGGCAAGUGGCACUUGGGGUUUUAUCGCAAAGAAUGCAUGCCUACACAGAGAGGAUUUGAUACUUUUUUUGGCUCACUCUUAGGCAGCGGUGAUUAUUACACUCACUUCAAGUGUGACAGCCCUGGGAUAUGUGGCUAUGACCUGUAUGAGAACGACAAUGCAGCUUGGGAUCAUGACAAUGGCAUUUACUCAACGCAGAUGUACACACAAAAAGUACAACAAAUCUUAGCUUCUCAUAACCCCAGGAAACCUAUAUUCUUAUAUAUUGCUUACCAAGCUGUUCAUUCACCUCUUCAGGCACCAGGCAAGUAUUUUGAACAUUAUCGAUCAAUAAAUAACAUAAACAGGCGAAGAUAUGCUGCCAUGCUUGCUUGUUUGGAUGAAGCCAUAAACAACGUAACCCUUGCUUUAAAGAAGUAUGGUUACUAUGACAAUAGCAUUAUCAUAUACUCUUCAGAUAAUGGUGGACAGCCAAUGGCUGGGGGAAGUAACUGGCCUCUCAGAGGAAGCAAAGGGACCUAUUGGGAAGGAGGAAUCCGUGCUGUUGGUUUUGUCCAUAGCCCCCUUCUGAAAAACAAAGGGUCUGUGUGUAAGGAGCUUGUGCACAUCACAGACUGGUUCCCUACUUUGAUCACACUGGCAGAAGGGCAGAUUGAUGAAGAUAUCCAAUUGGAUGGCUAUGACAUAUGGGAAACCAUUAGCGAAGGCAGACGUUCUCCGAGGGUGGACAUCUUACACAAUAUUGACCCUAUUUAUACCAAAGCCAAAAAUGGGUCCUGGGCAGCAGGCUAUGGGAUCUGGAACACAGCAAUUCAAUCAGCCAUCAGGGUGAAUCAUUGGAAACUACUGACAGGAAAUCCAGGAUAUAGUGACUGGGUACCUCCACAGGCUUUUAGCAACGCAGGCCCCAAUCGGUGGCAUAACGAACGUGUUUCUUGGUCAGCUGGCAAAACAGUGUGGCUUUUCAACAUAACUGCUGAUCCAUAUGAACGAGUGGACCUUUCUGCAAGGUAUCCAGAUGUAGUGAAGGAGUUAUUGCGGAGACUUUCGCAGUUCAAUAAGACUGCAGUUCCUGUUCGAUACCCACCUAAGGACCCUCGGAGUAACCCAAAGCUUAAUGGAGGAGUCUGGGGUCCAUGGUUUAAGGAGGAUGAAAAGAAAAAGAAAUCGGAUAAAAAUAAAGGCGUGAACAAACAAAAGAAUAAGAACAAGAAAAAAGCAAAUCGAAAAAAAGGGCAGUCGUUACAUUGCCAUUCACGUCUUGCUGGUGGAUAGACUUGAGCACAUUCUUUUGCCAACUCUAAGUCAGCUUGGCCCAGCUUUCUUGAACUUGUGACAGAACAUACUAGAAAUGUCAGCUCUGCACUAUGGAUGAAAGCCGUCAUCUCUGUAUUUGUUCUCCAAUUUCACCAGGACAAGAUAUCUUGAGACUCUGCCUUGGGUUUAUGUAAACGUCCACAUGACCAACUUUCUCUUCUACAGGAUGAAUGGUGCUCACCCAUCAGAACCACAUUCCAGAUGACAACGGAGAUAACUCUGAACUUCAGUAAUCCCAUUUUUGAUGGACAAAUGGUGGGGUGAUUCCAUGCCUAGAUUAGUCAGAAUAUUUGGAGAGUGCGAAGAGGUUAAUGGCAGAUGUCCUCAAACAGACAGAUCAUUCAUUGGGAGAAAGGAAAGACAAAACUUGACAACCUCUGUUGGUCAGAGUGUUAGUUGCCAGGCUGUGACUUUUUUGAUACAGCAGAGCAAAAACAUGAAGCCAUCACAGUAACCUUUUUGGUGUGUGUGGGUGUGUGUAUGUGUGUGUUGAGGGAUGGGGGGGCUGAUAGGAGGAAAGCUGCUUUGAAUUAGACUAUGUCUGUCUUACAUAAAUCAGAUUUUUUUUUUUUUUGUAAUUCCCCAGAUGUGCUAAGCUCCCCUCACUUCCAGUAAAACCAGAAGGCUGUUAUUCAGCACACAGGAACAGCUAGCACAUGCCUUGUAUAAUUUAUUAUAGGCAUAGACAAAAGCACGUCACCAAAGUGAAUGUAAUAUUUAAACACUUUAAGAUGACUAUACUACAGUACGUAAAAGACAUAAUUUAUUUUACAGCACAAUACUUAGUUCUCUUCCAUUAAAACUUUAAUUGAUGGGUGAUGAAAGGCACCCCUUUGGGUGCUAGGAUAGGUCGUUUUCCUUUGAUUUUUAAUUUUCAACUGUAUCAUUUCAAAGAGUUUUAUGUAACGGUCCAAAUCCUCAGAGUACCGUAAAACAAGAAAAUACUAUAGACACUGAUAGGAUGAGCAAAGGAGAAUGAUUCAGGUACAUCAUUUCAUUGUGUAUUUGCUUCGAAUUAUUUUGAAUGUAACAAAGUGAUUAUUUAAUUUAGUAGUCACGUGUAUGUUGUUCAGUUUCUGUACAGAAGCUAGACCAUCUUUAGGCUUUGGGGGAAAAUUCUACUUUAAA